AUGAGAAACACUACUCAACGAUCAAUUUCGUCUAAUAGACCUGUUGUGACAAUAACAUCUACCGUAUAUGACAGAAGGGCAUUGGACAUAAAUUCUGAUAUCCCAUUGAUUAACUCACUUAACCAUUUAACUUAUUUGACUUCUAAUUCUGCUAAAGUUAGGGAAACAGUGGCAAAUGAUGGGGCAUUAGAUAGACUAGUAUCUAUUUUACGUGAUUGUCAUCUAAGUUUGAUGGAUUGUUUACAAUUUGGAAUCAAAGAUAAUGAUUUACAUUUAGAUGUCACAUUACCUAAUGCAGAAAGAAUAAGACAACAGAAAAAAUUAGCGUUAUGUUCAUGGAAAUGGACUCUUGCAUUUCAAUGUUUAGUGUUGACAGGCACAAGAGGUACCGAAGCAACUAGAAGAAAAGUUGUAUCAUCAGGGAUAAUAUCUGUAUUAGCUACAGUUCUAGAUAAUUAUCUUUUGUAUUAUGCUAAUUAUGAUCAUUUAAAGGGUGAAUAUUUGAAAUUUGAUUUGAAAAGUUUAAACUCUACAAAUAUGUAUUUACUUUUGUCACAAAACCACGAUGAAACUUUUGAAGACUAUAUCAAAGAACUAGUUGGGAAAGAUAUCCUUGACAUAUCUUCUGAUAACAAUUUCAUAAUAGAUUCAUUGAUUCAACCUAUAGGUACCAAACCAAUUGAUUUUGGUAAUGUCUGGAGUAAAUAUAAAUUAUCCAAAAAUAUAUUAAAUGGGCAAAUGGAGAUGGAUAAUAUGGAUAUAGUUGAUUUGAAUCAAGCACACUGUAAUACUAAAAAUAAUAGAACUGAAAAUUUGACAACUAGAACAUGUGUUUCAGAGGGGUCUUCUAAUGAGGUGAGUGGUAAUUGCCAUUUUAUUCAGGAUGAUGAAAUUGAAGAUGAAAAUUGCUUUUUGGAGGAUAUUGAGCAGAGGCCAUCAAUAUUAUCCCCUAGAAGCAUGUUUUUAGGUAGGAUUAUACCGAAACAAGAUGAUUUGAUUUGGUCUUUACAAUUAUUGGCAUUUAUAUCGAAAUAUACAUAUUUAAAACCUCAACUACAAAGUGUUGAAUUGGUUAAAUCUUUAUCUUUUAGAUCAAUUAUAGAAAGAGUAGAAAAAAGGUUUUCUCAAAUUGAAAACAAUGUUGAAAUGAAUAAUGAAAACAUCAAUAAUUUCAUGACUUACCAGAAUUUAGUGUUACCUCAAAAUAUUAUGAUUCCGUCAAAUAGUGGUGAUAAUUUCAAUACCAAUAAUAAUAAUGAUAAUGAUAGCAAGAAUCAAAAACUGUUUACUGAUGAUAGUACUUCUUUAAACAUUCAAAAUAUUGAGGUAUCAAACUGUAAUUCUGAGAUCGAUAGUAAUAUCAUGUGUGAACUGGAAAGUUUAGUCGAGAAAUGCAAUAUUAUACGGGAUAGAGAAAGAACUGUUAAAUUCGGGAAUAAUUCUUUCUUUGAUAAUGAAAACAAAAGAAUAUCACCUCAUUUUAUUAUAACAGAAAGAAAUCGAAAAGAAUUGCGUAUUGUAAAAGAAUUUCAUCGUAAUUGGAACUAUAACAAAAUAUCGAAGCAGUUGAAUUAUGAUUGCUGGUAUAAUGUAAAGAAUAGGCAAUUGCUUAAUAUUUUUCCCUUAGUAGAAAAAUUCACGGUAACUCCAGAAAACACACAUGACGUGAUUUAUUGGAGUUCGGUUAUUAUGAGAAAUUCAUGUCGUAAAAAUGAAAUUACAGGAGUCAGGCAGUGCGCUAAUUUUGACUGUGGGAAGUGGGAAUCAUAUCCAAGGGAAUUUGCAAAAUGUAGACGUUGUAAGAGGACAAAGUACUGUUCUAGAAAAUGCCAAUUACAAGCUUGGACUUAUCAUAGGUUUUGGUGUCAUGAAGUUACAUGUAGUUCAAAGACAACAACCUCUACUACUGAUGUAAAUACUAGAGAGGUCAGUCCUAACACCACAGGUGGAUUAGCAAAUGCUUUUUCAACCACCAUUUCCAAUGAACAAUUGACAAGUGUUAACAACAAUGGGAGUGAUAAUACUGAUAGACACAACAACGGUGGUAACACCACUAGGAACACUAAUCAACCCAAUAAUGCAAAUAUUUUACAGACUUAA
Arxiozyma heterogenica is the source of this 2100-nucleotide messenger RNA. It is a transcript of the gene MUB1, whose product is annotated as MYND-type zinc finger protein MUB1. Bases 1 to 2100 code for a protein of 699 amino acids. The transcript has a single exon. The record is from RefSeq and is a predicted model, not a curated record. Gene Ontology annotation, cellular component: MUB1-RAD6-UBR2 ubiquitin ligase complex. Gene Ontology annotation, biological process: establishment or maintenance of cell polarity; ubiquitin-dependent protein catabolic process. Lineage: Eukaryota; Fungi; Ascomycota; Saccharomycetes; Saccharomycetales; Saccharomycetaceae.